UUGAGCAACGGGAAGAAGACAAGGCAAUAGAGGCUAUUUGCUUUUCGUCGUACUCGUAUCCAUUGCUGUUUCCCAAUGGCAACGGAGGAUACACAGAAAUUGGUGCCACAGGCAGCAUCCGAAGUCGGGGUGCUACCGACUCUUCGUGGUAACAACAAUAAUAAUAAUAACAACAAUAAUAACAACAAUAAAGAUACCGAUGGAAGUGAGAACACGACCACGGUCACCGCCAGCACAACCGAAUCGAGCCGUUCGGAAACGCAGAGCAUCGGAAACGGCUCUGGAAUCAAUCCUACUGGAGGAAACAACGGAAAAUGGGUCCGGUUGAACGUCGGAGGCACCGUGUUCCUCACAACACGGCAAACCCUUCUUAAAGAACAAACUUCAUUCCUCUAUCGUCUUUGCCAGCAGCAGGAUUUGCAUUCAGACACGGAUGAGACUGGGGCCUAUGUGAUUGACAGGGACCCCACCUACUUUGGACCAAUCCUGAACUACUUGCGGCAUGGGAAGCUUGUGUACAACAAGGAGCUGGCAGAGGAAGGAGUGUUGGAAGAGGCAGAGUUCUACAACAUCACUCCCCUGAUCAAGCUGAUCAAGGAGAGGAUUCUGGAGCGAGACUGCAAGGCCACACAGCAGGUUCCUCCUAAGCAUGUGUACCGGGUUCUGCAGUGUCAGGAGGAAGAGCUGACCCAGAUGGUGUCCACCAUGUCGGACGGCUGGAAGUUUGAGCAGGUCAGCGUGCGCGCCUGCAGAAAGCCCCGCACCGGACUGCUCUGGACUAUGGUAAACAUUGGUUCUUCGUACAGUUAUGGGACAGAGGACCAGGCUGAGUUUCUGUGUGUCGUUUCCAAGGAGCUGCACACACCGGGAUCAGUGCUGGGCACUGAGCAGAGCCAUAAGACCAAGGCUUCGGAGGUUCAGGAGGAGGAAGGAGCGAAGGAGGAGGAGGAGGAGGAGGGAGAGAGAGAUACUACCCCAAAUGAGUGGAUUAGAGAUUGAGGGUCUCAUUGUGUCAUUGUGAAUGGCUUUUCCAGAUCCAUGGCUCCCGGAUGUAGAGCCCAGAGUGGUGUCCUGUUUGGAUUUCUUUUUCAUCUGUUAACGGGUCCUUAUCUAUCAAAUUAUUCACUGUAUCAAAGAUGAUCUAAAGACAGACACUCCUUGCAUCAUUCUCUUGCCAGCAGCUGCUCCUUAGAGACUCCUAGUCCUCACUUGAGAUGUUGGUUAAGACUAUAUUGUAGUUUUUUUAAACCAUUGAAGCCAAGUCUGGUAGUAAAUCUUAGUAAAAGUACAAUUUUGACCAAAGAUCAGAGGUUAAGUCAAAUAAAUCAACAAGUUACUGUAAUCAGUUUCUUAGUAGAGGUAUUUGUGUGGGUCUCAGACACUCUGACGGCAAAUAUUCAUCCUUCUCACAUGCUCAACUUCUGUAGACCUCUGUGUGUGUGCAGAAAAGGAUCACACUCACCCUGAAUCCCCUCCUUGUUCACACCACUUAGUCUCUCUCAAAUGUUCUGUCUCACUCUCACCACACACACACACACAUGCAGUUUUGUCCUCACACACAUGUUGUAUCACGACAGCCCCCCCUCCCCCCUGAGGCGUGUGCGUGCUCAGCAGUCCUCUCACCCUAGCUGUCACCCUGGCCGGCUCCAGCGUGGCUCCACGGCCCCGGGGCAGAGAUGCACCGGUCCUGCUGUCAUGCCGGGCCCGACUCAGCCCCUUCUCUUGCUGGGUGCAUCUGCUCAAGGUUAGCUGAUGAACAGGACCACAGAGUUUGCUCUAGAUCAUGCAACCAAAGCUGUAGAGUUAUUGUGUUGUCGUGAAAGACUGAUCAGUUCAAUCCAGAGACAUUUACAUUGAAGAGUUACUGCAUAAGGGGUUGAUUUCCUGUUGGUUUACAUUGGUUUAUGUAUUUCUGAAUGGUUCAUAGCUUAAGUAGUCAUUGAACUAGUAUUGUUGCAACAAAAAAAUCCCCCUUUGUCUCCUUUGUAGAAGUUGUAUUGAAAGCCUGCUAAUAGACUUGUACUUUUAGUCCUGUUUCUCGAAUGGGAUUGGUUCGGAUUGGCUAAAUAUUUAAUCCAGUAAUCCUGUCAAGUAUGAUGAGACUCAAUAUGAGCUUUUAGCACUUAAUGCCCCCUACCGACCAGUCAUGUCACUCUGGCAGCUGUGUUGGUGUGUGAUUGUGUGAGUGUGUGUUACCAGCAUUUGACUCUAUGGCACAGAUCAACAGUCGACAGCUGUCAUUCUGAUUGGUGUCACCAGGCAACCAUUACUAUAGACAAUCUGAAAUUCAGAAAGCUGUUACUUAGUCUUUCAUCACGAUUCAAUAAUAGUCUUCUGCCAUGACAUCAGUGGGUAGUGUGUCAGGCAAUAAUUACAAUGUUCCAGUAAAGUAGUUGGUUAUAACCAUGCCAGCAAUACCAUCCCAUUAACUGCGUGUCAAUUUCAAAUGACAUGUUCCUUAAAAUUUUUAGUUUUCUGAUUCGUGUGAUAUGGAUAUGUGUGCCUUGAUUUCAAGCAAAAAAAACAAUGCCAUAGGCUUAUGAUGUUUCUUUGAAAGUGAUCGAAACAUGUGAUUGACAUUUCAUAGAGGUUAUGGUGUACGUGUGUGCCGUCACAGCAUCGGCUGGGACUGUAUUACUGAUACAUUCUGUACAUACUGCAACAGUCAUUCAGAACACACUAUUACUCUGCAUCCAGAUAUGUUAGGCACUUUUUCAUUAUGACAUUUAUGUUGGGUUUAUCAUGUGUCACAAGAAAUGUUUAUUUUAACUACAUCUAUCAGUUUAUCAGACAUUGUUAAUGUUGCUGAAUACGUACUUGUUGCAGCUCACAGAGGUUUUGUUAUUUUGCUUUUCUUUAUAUUAAUACUGUGUAUAUACCUUAAUGUCUUUGGAUUGUAUUCAAUUUUUGUACAUGUGAAUAUUUAUUAAGACUACUUGGCCGCACAGAAAAAUAUUGUAUGUUUAUUUUUGAGUGGAAAUAGAAUGUAUUUCUGUUAUAGACCUCAUGUUUAAUAGGCCGUCUUACAUAAAAUUGUGUUCCCCUAUUGAAUAGGAAGGUUUGUAACAAACCUGCAUCUGCUGUACCAUUGAAAACCGAAAACCAUAGGUCAUAGUUCACAAUUGAUUGAAAUUUGAACGCAUGUUUGUCUACUUUACUUUUUAUAAAUCUUCAUUAGCACAAGCAACUUUAAGAAAUGUUUUCAUACAUGUUGUUUCAGUGUACAUAAAGGACCUAAAGUAGUUCUAACUAGUAGUCGUAACAUCUGCUGCCAUUACAUUGAGCAGAGCUUAGUUUUUGCAGCACAGAGCUGUUUUUACACAGUUCAUGCAGUUGGCAAAUAACAGUUGUAUAAGUACUAUAUUGUAAGUUUGCAUCAAUGUCAAAGUUGAUACUGACGUAUGUCAGUAAGUCUUUUCUUGAAAGCUCCCAAUUAUUUUUCCAAAACAUGCCUAUACUGGUAUUAUGUAAGAGCUUCCCUCUUAAAACCUUCAGAAGUGGCCUAAAUCCACUCCCAUGGACAUUACAGACAUGUCAUAACAUGACACAGUGUGUUAUUGACGCUACAUGACAGGACUCCUCAGAUGUUUGACACUAGAAUUGUAUUGCCUCAGCUAUACUUUUACAGCUCACAGAAACAAUGUUGUCAACUUCAUACGAACAUUGACAUGAUUUCUACUUUAUGUAAAGAACCUAUGAUGUUAUAAUUGUAAAUGAAAAUCAAAGAUAUGAUAAUCACAGAAAUAAAGUUUUGAAUGUCCUUUCUUUUUAAAACCA
Hypomesus transpacificus is the source of this 3777-nucleotide messenger RNA. It is a transcript of the gene kctd17, whose product is annotated as potassium channel tetramerization domain containing 17. The transcript is spliced from 7 exons. Bases 76 to 999 code for a protein of 307 amino acids. NCBI's taxonomy places the organism in Eukaryota, Metazoa, Chordata, Actinopteri, Osmeriformes, Osmeridae. Gene Ontology annotation, biological process: proteasome-mediated ubiquitin-dependent protein catabolic process; protein homooligomerization. Gene Ontology annotation, molecular function: cullin family protein binding. Gene Ontology annotation, cellular component: Cul3-RING ubiquitin ligase complex; cytoplasm. The record is from RefSeq and is a predicted model, not a curated record.